CCGCUGUCCUCUAGUCUGCAAACAACAGUCUUCAUUGUGCUCUAGAAACGGUUAACAGUUGCAGAUAUAUGAGUUGUACGAGUGGCAGCCUGUUUUGUGAGAGUAGCCAUAGCCAUGUCAACCAACAACAGUUCUACCAACCUAGUCACGGUGGUUGUUGUUCAACAGACCAACGGAACAACACGCAACAAAUACAACCCCUACAACAACAGGAAUGUAGCCCAUCCCACCACAGAUGCUGAAACCCUGAUCCAUCUGCUGAAAGGCAGUUUAGGGACAGGGAUCCUAGCAAUGCCUCAGGCCUUUGCCAACGCUGGUCUCUUGUUCGGACUGAUAGCUACGUUUUCCGUUGGCCUCAUAUCUACAUACUGCGUAAACAUUCUGGUUCAGUGUGCCCACCAGUUGUGUCAAAGGAGAAAACUUCCAUCUUUGGGGUUUGCAGAUGUAGCUGAAGUAGCAUUUCUCGAAGGUCCUCAGAAAGUUCAAAAAUUUGCAUCAACAGCAAGGUUUAUGGUGAAUACUUUUUUGGUGUUGGAUCUGCUAGGCUGCUGCUGUGUGUAUAUUGUGUUUGUUACGUCUAAUCUAAAACAGGUGUUCGACUUGUACAUCGACAGUGGCAUAGAUGUGAGGAUUUACAUGUUAUGCUGUCUUCCGCCUCUGAUCGCUAUUAACAUGAUCAGGAACCUCAAGUAUCUCGCACCCCUCUCUAUGGUAGCCAACGUGUGUAUAGCCAUGGGCAUCGCCAUCACCAUCUACUACCUCUUCCAGGAUCUGCCUCCCUUUGACAGCCGCCCUGCUUUCGCACCAGUGACCAAAUGGCCUCUCUUUUUUGGAACAGCGAUUUUCGCCCUUGAAGGAAUUGGAGUGGUGAUGCCUUUGGAAAACAACAUGAAGACACCAGAGAACUUCCUUGGAUGUCCGGGAGUUUUGAACAUUGGGAUGUUCGUCACUGUGAUGCUGUAUUCCAUACUGGGCUUCCUGGGCUACCUUCGCUUCGGAGCAGCAACUAAGGGCAGCAUCACACUCAACUUGCCUGACGAAUUAUUAGCGCAGUCAGUUAAAGUCAUGAUUGCAAUCGCCAUAUUCUUCACUUACGCGUUGCAGUUUUACGUUCCUUUGGAAAUCAUUUGGAAAGCCAGCAAACAUAGGUUCAGCAGCCAUCCUGCACUGGCAGAAUACACCAUCAGGAUAGUGUUGGUGUGUGGCUCAG
This is a messenger RNA of Macrosteles quadrilineatus (aster leafhopper), 1210 nucleotides long. Its product is annotated as proton-coupled amino acid transporter-like protein pathetic. Gene Ontology annotation, cellular component: vacuolar membrane. The transcript is spliced from 8 exons. The annotation marks the transcript as partial. Gene Ontology annotation, molecular function: amino acid transmembrane transporter activity. Gene Ontology annotation, biological process: amino acid transmembrane transport. The record is from RefSeq and is a predicted model, not a curated record. Lineage: Eukaryota; Metazoa; Arthropoda; Insecta; Hemiptera; Cicadellidae.